GGGAGGAUCACUCACAGACACAGGAGUCCAAGGAGCCACAGCUCUCUUCACUCAGUGAAGCAGCCAUCAGUGAAGCAGCCGUUAGUGAAGCAGCCAUCAGUGAAGCAGCCAUCAGUGAAGCAGCACUCAGUGAAGCAGCCAUCAGUGAAGCAGCCAUCAGUGAAGCAGCACUCAGUGAAGCAGCACUCAGUGAAGCAGCCAUCAGUGAAGCAGCCAUCAGUGAAGCAGCACUCAGUGAAGCAGCCAUCAGUGAAGCAGCACUCAGUGAAGCAGCACUCAGUGAAGCAGCCAUCAGUGAAGCAGCACUCAGUGAAGCAGCACCGUUAGUGAAGCAGCCAUCAGUGAAGCAGCCAUCAGUGAAGCGUUGUAUUGUAUCAGCAUGGUCAACUCAGUAUUCCCAUACUGCUGGACCCUGUGCCUGAUCCAGCUGGCUACAGGACUGGUUCAUGGAAACGUUCGUCUAGACGACUCCCAUCCCGGCCUCAGACGCACCGACAACACCUUCCUCUCCGAUAUGGGUAAAGGCUCUCUCUUUAGAGGGGAUCCUGUUGGUUUCCGCUUAGAGUCUGAGGAUGAAGAGGAGAAGGAGGAGGAGCUGCUGAUGGACAUGGAAACCUACGAUGAGGAUGUUGCUGAGGCGAUGCAGCUGCAGAGCAGGGCCAUGCGUUCUCCCCGUCGCUGUAUCCCCCACCAGCAGUCCUGUCUGGGCAACACGCUGCCCUGCUGCGACCCCUGCGAUACCCGUUACCCCCGAAUGUUCGGCUCCAUCUGCUACUGCCGUCGGACGGCCUGCGCCGGCGCUCACCCGCGUCCCUAAAACACUCCUAGAAAACCCCCUACGGCCCCCUCCUCUCACGGUGGGGCCCCUUUCUCUGCCAGGCUACAGUCAGUAUCUAAUCCAUAUCCGCAAGGCUUGAUUAUACGAGCACGCAAACACAGACUAUACAUCCCAGGAUGCAUCAGUGAGAGCGGCCAAUAGGACACUCUCGUUGGGUUGUAUUUUCUUCUUGAUGUUACCUCUGGUUGUGUUUUAUUUUUAUUUAUUUUUUUCCCGAUAGGUUAGAUGGAUGUUACGUUGGGUGUACAUUUAUCGUUCAAUGAAAAUCGAAAGACAAAUCAAUCUCUAAAAAGGAAAUAUAAUUGUCUAAAAAAACAAAUUGGCUAAGAUUUUUUAUUUUUUUUUGUUAAUUAUUUUUAAAUCUUAAAAAAAAAAAUUGGUUUAGAUUUUUUUUAUUUUUUUUAUUAUUUAAUCUAAAAAAAACUUGGAACAUUAUUUAUUUUAAAGAGACCAGGAUGUAAAAUUCUUACAUUACUCAAAUCAAAAGUUGACAUUUAAAGUUUGGUUUAUUGAUUUUAAAUAGUGAAUCAGGUUCCAUAUGUUCAUCAUGUGCCCAGAGUCUUAACAGUAGUCCAAUUGUGAGGCAGAGUUUAACAGCUUCUGCUACGUGAUUUAAGACCUCAGUAUGUGAAACUCGCAUAAUGAAUUAUAUAUAUAUUUUUAAAUACCUGUAGUUGACAAUAUAUAUUUUUUUUCAUGGAAAUUCUAUAAUAGGGAAACACCAUACAAUUGUAUUCAAUUGGCAGCCAUUAUUUUGGAAGUCAAACACUCUCUCUAGGUAAGUUAAGAAAUCAGUGCAAAUAGUAAUUUAUUGUAUCUUAUGAAUGAAAAUGAAAUAAAAUAAAAAGUCAUUAUUUUGUGUCAUAGAAAAGAAAAA
Molecule: messenger RNA, 1715 nt
Organism: Oncorhynchus masou masou (cherry salmon)
Lineage: Eukaryota; Metazoa; Chordata; Actinopteri; Salmoniformes; Salmonidae
Product: agouti-related protein-like
Exons: 4
Coding region: 380-817 (145 amino acids)
Biological process (GO): positive regulation of feeding behavior; adult feeding behavior; neuropeptide signaling pathway
Cellular component (GO): extracellular region
Molecular function (GO): type 1 melanocortin receptor binding; neuropeptide hormone activity
Source: RefSeq, a predicted model, not a curated record